Messenger RNA from Ostrinia furnacalis (Asian corn borer), 2680 nucleotides. RefSeq lists its product as uncharacterized. NCBI's taxonomy places the organism in Eukaryota, Metazoa, Arthropoda, Insecta, Lepidoptera, Crambidae. The record is from RefSeq and is a predicted model, not a curated record. The coding region runs from base 60 to 2516 and encodes 818 amino acids. The transcript is spliced from 12 exons.
AUCACAUUAGUUUAUCCGAGUCUUUGUCGUGGUAAACCAGUCGUCACAGCGUCGGCAAAAUGAAGGCAUGUGUGUGGAUCGGCGCCUGCGCACUGCUCCUUGCAGGCAACGCAUUGGCAACUGACGUGACCGUCGUCAAUCUCUCACCUGGAGAAACUUUAAACACUAGAAUUGUGGCGUCAUGGACUAGUGGUCAAGAAAAUAUCAACUGCUACCUGGAUACUCCCACGGGAGAAACCAUCCCAUUCAGCAGGGAUCAAGAUAAACUCGACCAAACGUACGAUACAGACAAGUUUGCGUUACUAGAAUUUAACCCAUUGAGCCCUUGCGCCGUAGAUGUCAAAAUCAUUGAUACCAAAGAUGAAGGACUCUGGACGCUGCAUUACAAAACAAACACUGAGCAAACUGGCAGCAAAUCCUACCAAGUUAAUUUGGAAACAAGUACACCUGAAACCGAAACUGAAGAGGCUAUCGAAGACAGACAAGUCGAAUAUUUGAAUGGGCAAAUUUUCAAUACUGCUAUUGGAAGCAGCCACGAAGUCAGAAUAAAUUACAACGAUUUCAUUAACACCGAGAGCUGUCACAUUGUUGCACCGAAUGAAAAGGAAUAUAAUUUCGAUGAUACUGCUUCGAUGGCUGCCCUUGGAAUUAAAGCUUUUAGAGACCUUCAUACAGCGUGUGGCGUAGAAAUUAACGUAGAGACCGAACAGUCUGUCGGCCGGUGGACUCUCCUUUCCAGGGACUCCAGAUUUUCCCAACGCAUUGAGAGAAGAUUAAACAUCACUAUCAACGUCGAAGAAAAUGUAGGGGCAUUGCCGGCAGAGGUCACUUUAACUAAUGGCAGCGACUUCUACGUCCGUUUAGCAGUACCCACGCAUAACCAUGGCACCUGCAAACUGCUCGGACCUAACGGGAGAACUGAUAUCCCCCACCAUGUCGAUGGGAACCACAUAUCUGCCUGUGGGUUCAUAGUUCCAGACGUCCAAAUGGACUACGCAGGGACAUGGGAAAUUGUGUACGGAGAUGCGAUAAUCUAUAGAGCGGCUACUCAAGUAACUGUAAAUGCUGCAUGGGAAGGAGCGGUGACGAAACUCGAAUGGGUGAAAGACCGUCCAGUAGACGUGGAGGUGGGCCCAGAAGACGCGGUCUACUGCAGCAUCACAGCGCCUGAAGAGGUCGCAGUCUUCGAGACCUUCGGCCGGUGCCGCAUCACGCUGGAUAGGGCCACGGAUCAGCAUAGCGGCACCUGGACCAUGGUAGUCGGCGCUCCUGGCAGAGUGCUGACUGAACAGCACACUCUUACCGUUCAUGUGAACAGCGCUGAACCUCGUCCUGAAGUGGUCACUCAUGUGGAAAUGAACCAGCCCGCAAUCCUGCUCAAAUGUGCCAUCGAAGGAGACCACACAGUCCGCAUGUGCAAAUUCAGGGAGCCCUCUGGACGCGUGCUCAUGGCUUCUCAGGGUGUUGGCGAAGACCGGUACAGCUUCCAUGGAGCUGGCGUCAGCCUAGCUUCCAACGUGACGACAAACGACUGUGGUCUCCGCAUCACGAACCCUGAGGCCGCAGAUCUGGGCAUGUGGCGCUGUUCCAUGGUCACCAGCGAUGACGAGGCCUACCACGGCUUCCUGCGAGUGGUCUGGCCGUGGGCCACCGCCGAUGACCACACUGUAUCCACAGAACCCACCCUGGCCACUUCUCACAACCAGAUUUCAGCGGUAGAAGGUGACGAGGUUACGAUGAGCUGCUCAGUCCAGUCCGUAAUCCGGUACUGCUACUUCAGGGCACGCAAUGGAACUGUCUUCAGCAUUUCUCCCAGUACACAAUCUGACGUAAUGGAAUACGUAGGCGCGGGCUUCGACGCGGGAGAGUGCGGCAUCAGGUUCAGGAACCUCCAGGAAAGAGACUCUGGAGCCUGGAGCUGUCAUGUCGGAUUCACUGACGCGACUGCUGAAGAGCAAAGGGCUUCCUUUAGUGUUAAUGUUCAACCUCAAAUUGCUGUACAGCAGCUUCUUAUAAGCCCACAGCAGUUGAUCGUACAAGGCAGAGUCCACGAUGAACGCGCUUUGGAGUACUGCCGUUUUGUCCGCAUCGACGGAUCUGGGUUCAACUCCCAAACUUUGCCUGCGCGCUACACCAGCCACGACGACCUGAGCAGAGGUCUCUGCAGCAUUACCAUCGCCGACCCCACCAUGCUGGACAACCACCCCUGGACCGUGGCCGCCAAGAUCCUCGGCCAGGAGGUCGAGGUGUACGGCUCGUCUGACCACACUAUUGAGAUGCCUAUAGACGAAACGACUCCAUCGCCCCAACCGCCGCAUAUCAUUUUGGUCCAACGAAACUACACCUGGCUGUUAUUCUUCUUGCUGAGCAUGUCUCUCAUGAUAAUUGUUCUUUCGCUGACGUCCAAGAAAAGCCGCGGCUGGGUCCACCGCAGGGCCACCACCAUUCGCAACAGCUUCCGAAAGCAACCACCGCCGCCCAUGGCGCCUGUCAACCACACUCCUAUGGCUGCAUAAAUAAAAAAGUGUGCAGAAGAAUGUUGGCAAAAACUUAAUCUGGGCACUCUAUAAUUAUACUUGGACGCUACUUAAUGUGAGUCACAUGUAUGUGGAAAAUUAAAUGUGAGGAUUUGAAGAAAAUUCGGAUGGAAAAUUUCAUUGUUGUGAAACAUUGUCUGAAA